AUGGAAGAACAUGAUCAAACGAUGAGGAUUAGUGAAGCACAACCAAACGUACAAUCCCCAGAGCACAGCGUACGAACCCUGGCCGCGUCCGCGCCGUCCUCGCCUUCGUCGUCUCCUUCUCAUGAAUUCUCCUUCACCUUCUCCCUCCACCCGCGCGCGAAACACGAUAGCAAGACGAAACACUCUCCUCCGCAUGUCGCUGACGCGAUCGAUCUAUCUCCGGCCAGUGAGAUCUUCUUCCGCGGCCACCUCGUCCCCCUCCACUUCCUCCCUGGCCCCGCCUCGCUGCCGCGCUUCUCCACCAGCUCCCAAGGCAGCUUCACUCUCCCAAUCGAGGAGAUAAACAACAUCAACAACAAUAAUAACAGCAAUAAGAGCUGCCACGUGGCGGAAGAGAAAAAGAAGAAAAAGUCAAAACCCUUCUCUUCUUUCCUUGGGAUUGGGAAAAAGGAGAGAGAAGACAGCGACGACAGCAGCAGCAGCAACGACAACGAUCAGAAUAAUCAGAACACGGAGAACCGUAAAUCGAGAUUCGAGCUGAUCAAAAAAUGCGCGCGAUCUGUAAAGGCGCUUCUGACGCCGGGAGGGCGGCGGCAGGAGAGCUCCGGCGAGUUUAUCCGGCAGCAGCCGUAUUCGACUUCGGGGGAGGUUAGGGUUAGUGAGAAGAAGAGCGUAAUGAGGGGGAGAUUCUCGGCGCCGGUGUCGAUGAGGGCCUCGCCGAGGUACAGCGGCCGGCUGGCAGCGAGCGGCGCCUCGACUCCGCCGAGGAAGAGCGAUGCCACCAUGGAGGAGAUGCAGGAGGCGAUUCGGGCGGCGAUCGCUCAUUGUAAGAACUAA
Messenger RNA from Salvia splendens (bonfire salvia), 837 nucleotides. Its product is annotated as BRI1 kinase inhibitor 1. Lineage: Eukaryota; Viridiplantae; Streptophyta; Magnoliopsida; Lamiales; Lamiaceae. The record is from RefSeq and is a predicted model, not a curated record. The transcript has a single exon. Gene Ontology annotation, molecular function: kinase inhibitor activity. Gene Ontology annotation, cellular component: plasma membrane. Bases 1 to 837 code for a protein of 278 amino acids.